UUAUGAUCUUAAAAUAAUUUAAUACUAUACGUUUUAGUUAAAUUUCAAAUAUUUUUAGGUGAAUCUUGUACACAUCAAAAACAGUAUUUCCAACAGUAUAACAUAGGGAAUAACAAAAAUGAUUCUUCACUACAUCGCCCAAUGGAAAAUAUAACUGAAAUGUUAAAUUGGAUUAAAAAAAAAAAAAGGCUAUUGUUUGAUGAGAUUUAUACAAACCAAGCAUCUAUAAGUGGUAUUCAAUCAAUGAGUGAUACUUACAGAGAUCCUCCAAAAGAAAAGUUCAACUGUGUAGGACUUCCAGACUCAUUUUACAACAGUACGCUGAAAAUAUUAGAGGAAUAUGUGAGAAAUAAAAAACAAAUAAAGAGUAAAUCAAACAAUAAUAAUACUUGGAUUAAUAAAGAAUUAAUGAGGUAUAUUUGUAAUUUAUUAAAAAUGUCACCAAAUGAAGUGGAUAAUCUUUCAGUGUCUUCAAACUCAAGUAUUCAAAUAGAACAAAGUAUUUUGGAAAUAUCCAAGUCAAACUUGGAGUAUCACAAAGACAUUUUAAAUUAUAUAUCUAUGUGCUUGGAUAGUAAUCUAUGCGAUAUCAAUCAAGACCAAGCUUUUAGUUCGCCUCAGUACAUUGGUCUUUUGGACAAGUUAUACAAGCUAGCUGAUUACUACACUGAAAAGGCGCAAGAAAUGCGAAACAUUUGCUUGGAAUCUCCAAGAGUUGAGAUUAAUGAUUUAAGCUCAGAGAAUGCUGUUGAACAAAUUUCAGAAGAAAAAUCAGGGGAUCAAAAAAAUUCCUGUACUAUAUCUUCAGAAUUACCUAUUGAUGGAGCAUAUGUCUUGGAUCAUUUAAGCACUCUAUUGGAACAAAGAGGGUUAAUUUGUGCAGAUGGAGAGUGGCCGAUUUUUGGAAAUGAUGAAGAUGAUAGUAGAAGCUUAACAGAUCAGCUUUUGGAUAUAAAACCACAAAUUAAAUCAGAAGAUAUAACAAACAAUAUUAAAGUGGAACUAUUUGAAAAUGGUAACUAUUAAUCUUUUAUCUAUAUAUGAAUAAUUCAUUGAACCUAUUUUCUUGAUCAUAAUUAUGUUUUUGGUAUUUUUAAUCAAUAUGAAAAUAGGCUAAUUUUAUUUAGCAAUAAAAUAAG
Sipha flava (yellow sugarcane aphid) is the source of this 1139-nucleotide messenger RNA. RefSeq lists its product as uncharacterized. The record is from RefSeq and is a predicted model, not a curated record. The transcript is spliced from 2 exons. Lineage: Eukaryota; Metazoa; Arthropoda; Insecta; Hemiptera; Aphididae. Bases 142 to 1026 code for a protein of 294 amino acids.